Messenger RNA from Notolabrus celidotus (New Zealand spotty), 6236 nucleotides. Its product is annotated as cohesin subunit SA-2-like. Gene Ontology annotation, biological process: sister chromatid cohesion. The transcript is spliced from 34 exons. Gene Ontology annotation, molecular function: chromatin binding. The record is from RefSeq and is a predicted model, not a curated record. Gene Ontology annotation, cellular component: cohesin complex; nucleus; chromatin. NCBI's taxonomy places the organism in Eukaryota, Metazoa, Chordata, Actinopteri, Labriformes, Labridae. The coding region runs from base 400 to 4233 and encodes 1277 amino acids.
AAGCUGUGAUCACACAGGAGAGAAGUGAGCAGCCUGCUCGGAGCCACCAACAGACAUGAGAUGGAGCCUCACGCCUGCAGUUCCCGGAGCCGCCGACAGGUGGUGUGUGUGCUGCAUGCAAAACAUCGAAAAUACAAACUGUGCCUUUGCUAUGUUAGCCACCAAGGAGCUUCUCAACGUUAGCUAGCAAAUAAAACCAUCAUUUUUGAUAUUUGGAAAAUGACAGUUUCUGCAGGAAAUUGACGAAAUCAUCCUCUUUGCAAAACCCCUCAACGUUUGGAUAAAUUGGUUUCAAUCCUUCUAUGAUUUAAAACGAGGUGCAGCUGAGACGAAACCUUCUUAUUGGGGUCCAGAGCAGUAGAAGCACCUCCUCCAGCAUUUCCAGAAAAUGUUAAAGAAAUGAUAGCAGCGCAGGAUUUGCACGCAGAGUUUCAAUUUCCUCCGGAGGCAGAAUCUCAGCUGUCUUCAGAUACCGACCUUGAGGAUCCUGAUGGCAAACAUGCAAAGACUGGAAAGGGACUGUCUGCCCGGAAAGGGAAGAAGGCGCUUGGAGACAAGGCCAAAGGUGGAGGAGCAGGGAGGGGUGGUGGUGCUGGUGCUGGCUGGGUGAAUGGCCAUCAUCAGGAGAAUGGGGCGGACAACAUGUCUCUGUUCGAGGUGGUUAAAAUGGGGAAGAGUGCCACACAGUCUGUUGUUGAUGACUGGAUUGAGGCUUACAAAAACGACAGGGAUGUUGCUCUCUUGGAUUUAAUCAACUUCUUCAUCCAGUGCUCAGGCUGUAAAGGUGCUGUGAGUGGAGAGAUGUUUAGAAAUAUGCAAAACUCUGAGAUCAUCCGAAAAAUGACAGAGGAGUUUGACGAGGACAGCGGCGACUAUCCACUAACUAUAUCAGGGCCACAGUGGAAGAAAUUCAAGACAAGCUUCUGUGACUUCAUUGCCGUUCUGGUGCGUCAGUGCCAGUACAGUAUCAUCUAUGACGAGUACAUGAUGGACACGAUCAUCUCCCUGCUCACUGGCCUGUCUGACUCACAGGUCAGGGCAUUCAGACACACAAGCACACUAGCAGCCAUGAAGUUGAUGACAGCCCUGGUGAACGUUGCUCUGAACCUCAGCAUCAACAUGGACAACACGCAGAGACAGUACGAGUCGGAGAGGAACAAGGUUGUUGCAAAAAGAGCAAAUGACCGGUUGGAGCUCCUGUUACAGAAGCGGAAAGAGCUUCAAGAAAAUCAAGAUGAAAUCGAGAACAUGAUGAACGCAAUCUUCAAAGGAGUGUUUGUUCACAGAUAUCGGGAUGCCAUCGCUGAAAUCCGAGCUAUUUGUAUUGAAGAGAUUGGCAUGUGGAUGAAGCUGUACAGUGACGCCUUCCUCAAUGACAGUUACCUGAAGUAUGUUGGCUGGACCAUGCAUGACAAGCAAGGUGAGGUGCGACUGAAGUGUCUGACGGCCCUUCAAGGUCUCUUCCACAACAGAGAGCUGGGAAUACGGCUGGAGCUCUUCACAAGCCGCUUCAAGGACCGCAUUGUGUCUAUGACUCUGGACAAGGAGUAUGAUGUUGCUGUGCAAGCCAUUAAACUUCUGACUCUGAUCUUACAGAGUAGCGAUGAGGUUCUAACUGCAGAGGAUUGUGAGAGUGUGUAUCAUCUGGUUUACUCAGCACAUCGACCCAUCGCUAUUUCAGCUGGAGAAUUUCUGUUUAAGAAGCUCUUCACCCAUCAAGGUCCAGUAGAGGAAGGACUCCCCAGAAGGGGGAGACAGAGUCUCAAUGGCAGCCUCAUCAAGACCACUGUCUUCUUCUUCCUGGAGAGUGAGCUCCAUGAACAUGGGGCCUACCUGGUGGACAGCUUGUGGGAGUGUGGGUCAGAGCUGCUGAAGGAUUGGGAGACCAUGAUCAGCCUGCUGUUGGAUGAGCCUAUACCAGGAGAGGAAGCCUUGACUGAUCGGCAGGAGACGGCUCUGGUGGAGAUCAUGCUGUGUGCUAUUCGUCAAGCGUGUGAGUGCCACCCUCCAGUGGGCAGAGGAACAGGGAAAAGGGUCCUGACUGCGAAAGAGAAGAAAUCCCAGCUGGAUGAUCGGACUCGAAUCACAGAGAUGUUUGCAGUCGCGUUACCUCUCUUAUUGGCGAAGUACUGUGUUGAUAUUGAUAAGGUGACCAAUUUGCUACAAAUACCAAAGUACUUUGAUCUCGACAUCUACACAACUGGCCGGUUAGAAAAGCAUUUAGACGCCUUGCUGCGCCAAAUGUGGGAGGUCCAGGAUAAGCACACAGACACUGAGGUCCUGGAGGCCUGCUCCACCACCUACCACUCUCUCUGCAACGAGGAGUUCACCAUCUACAAUCGUGUGGACAUCACCCGCUCCCAGCUUCUUGAUGAGCUUGUAGACAAGUUCAACAGACUCCUUGAGGACUUCUUGCAAGAGGGUGAAGAACCAGAUGAGGACGAUACAUACCAGGUUCUGUCGACCCUCAAGAAGAUCAGCGCUUUCCACAAUGCACAUGACCUCUCCAAGUGGGAUCUUUUCACCAGCAACUACAGGCUACUCAACACAGGGCUGCAGAAUGGAGACAUGCCUGAACAGAUUGUGAUCCACGCGAUGCAGUGCACACAUUACAUCAUCCUGUGGCACUUCGCAAAGGUUUCAGACAGCAGUUCAAUAAAGGGUGAUAUGGUGACCUUAAGAAAGCAAAUGAGAGCUUUCUGCUUAAUGUGUCAGCGUUAUCUGAACAGCAUCAACACUGCAGUGAAAGAACAGGCCUUCACCAUACUGUGUGAUCUAGCACUCAUCUUCAGCCAUCAAAUUAUGUCUUCAGGCCGGGAGCACCUGGAGCCUCUAGUCUAUACACCAGAUGUUUCUUUACAGGCAGAGCUGCUUCACUUCAUUCUGGAUCAAGUGUUCAUUGAUCAGGACGAUGACAACAACAGCACAGACGGGCAGCCAGAUGACGAAGCCAGUAAGAUCGAGGCUCUCCACAAGAGAAGAAACCUUCUAGCUGCCUAUUGUAAAUUAAUCAUUUACAAUGUUGUGGAAAUGAACACAGGAGCUGAAAUUUUUAAACAGUACAUGCGGUACUAUAACGACUAUGGAGACAUCAUCAAGGAGACGAUGAGUAAAACAAGACAAAUUGACAAAGUACAAUGCGCAAAGACACUCAUCCUGAGCCUGGAGACGUUAUUCAAUGAGAUGAUGUCUGAACAUGGCAUUAACGUGGACCGCUCAUCGUCGGCCUUCUGCGGCAUCAAAGAGCUUGCACGGCGCUUCUCGUUGACUUUUGGCUUGGAUCAGGUGAAGACCAGGGAAGCUAUUGCCAUGUUGCAUAAGGAUGGAAUAGAGUUUGCCUUUAAGGACCCUAGUCCCCAAGGAGAAGGAAGCCCUCCUCUUAAUAUAGCUUUCCUUGACAUCCUGAGCGAGUUUUCCAGUAAACUAAUGAAACAGGACAAGAGAACAGUUCACCUGUAUCUGGAGCGGUUCAUGACGUUUCAGAUGGCCCUGCAGCGAGAGGACUGCUGGCUGCCCCUCAUUUCAUACCGGAACUCCCUACAGGCUGGAAUGGACGAUGACACCAUGUCUGUCAUCAGUGGGAUCAGCAGUCGAGGCUCCUCUGUCAGAAGCAAGAAGGCUAAACCAGCUGCUGCAAGCAAACGGAAACUACCUGAAGAGAACAGCUGCAGCAGCAGUGAUGCAGUUUGGAUGAACCGUGAGCAGAAUGUGCAGACGCCAGUGAUGAUGCACUCGCCCCACCUCACCUCCACUGUGCUGAGGGAUCCAAAGAAGAUGAGACCAGAGGACAGCUACACCUAUAGCAUAGCAGCAGAGCAGCAUCCCCAUCAGCCAUUGACUCCUCAGCCACAGCAGCAGACCCACCAUCACCAUCAGACUGCUGUUGAUUACAAUACCCAGGUUACUUGGAUGUUGACACAAAGGCAACAAGCUGAGGCCCGUCAGCAGCAGGAGCGGGUCAGCAUGCACUACGCCAAGAUGAGGAACCACAUGCAGCAAGCCAUUCGUCGGGGCACUGGACUCAUGGAGGAUGAUGAGGAGCCCAUAGUUGAGGAUGUGAUGAUGUCAUCAGAGGAUCGUUUGGAGGACAUCAAUGAGGGCAUGGAUUUUGACACAAUGGACAUUGAUCUGCCGGCAUCAAAGAAUCGAAGAGAGAGAACUGAGCUAAAGCCGGACUACUUCGAUCCAUCUUCCAUCAUGGAUGAUUCAGUUCUCAACGUUCCAAUGUUCUAAAAAAAAGUGGAUGGAUCAAGGAGGAAGUGUAAUGAAAAUCUUUGGAGGGUAACAAUGGAUGACUGUUCUCAGUGAAAAUCAGGAUGGAUGAAAUGGACUACUAAAAAGGGUUUUUGAGACACCAACGUUUGCCUCUUCGAUACUUUGUUAAAAUUUUGGGGAGAGCCUGACUUUAAUUUUUUCUGAUAUUUUCGCAAACCGGACUUUUGUCACACUGCAGCAGAAAUGUAAUGUAUGUAACACAACGUAAUGUGAGCUUCUACUGAGGUGAAACACAUUAUGUGAUGGGUGUGUGGUAAGAGGACAAUAAUAGACUGGAUUUUAAAUGAAUAAUAUAUACCUUUAAACUUUUUCAUUCAGCAGACAAACUGUCUGAUGUAAAUACAUAACGGCCAAUAUACAGGAGGGGUGAACACAACAUCACAAACACCAGUGAACAGAGAUGUAAGCCCUGCUUGAUACAAUCACACCACCUUCUUGAUGCUUUAAGUGUUCAGCUUUUGAAGACUAUCAACGCACUGCAUUCUGUCAUAGAGGUGUGACUCUAAUUCAAUAGUCAUUUUACAGCCAUAUUCUUAGAAAUGAUUCAAUCAAUGCCUCUCUGACGCAAUGUUAACUCAAAUUGAACACAUUAAGCUUCUUUAAGACUGUUGAAUUGGCCUGUUUUACAUUUUAAAGGUGCCAGUGAUGUUGCGUUCACUGUCCAUACUUUAAAACUGUAGACUGCGGCAUGGCAUGUAGCCAUAUAUGAAAACAUGUACACAGUAAAUAUAAUGUGAAUUGGCGUCUCAUACUGUUCAAAGGCCUCGCCACAAACGAUAUACGACAUUCUCAGAUUACUUUGUGAUGGUAUUUUUUAGAAAUGUAAUGUGUUCUGCUUUUAUACCUUAUAGAUGACUUUGAUUUAUAGAUAUUUUGUAAUGACAAUCAAAUGUAAAUUAAUGGUUUCUAAUCAUGUUAUUUCACAUAGAUGCUGAAAUAAUCCUUUUUAAUGAAAUUGAUUAUGUUACUAUAGAUACAGCCAGCUGUUUGUAUUUCCUUUUCAUGUCUCUACAACGAUUGGAUGCAUAAGUAAUGAAUAGCUCAAAUGUAGGAGUUUGACAAAUUAACGGCUGCAUCUAGAACUAUUUUUUAAUAUUGGGAGCAUACACAGUGUCAUACAUACACUUUUAAAUCCACCUUUAACAUAUAAUCUCUCCUAUACCUUGAAUAUUUUUCUCCACUGUAUAGUAUCUAAUAGUACCUGAUAAUACAUCAUGCCAUAUUUGCAGUCUUUUGGGGAAAGGAUUUGAACAGCGGUUGGGAAAGGUGUGUGCUGACUUGUUUACUGUUUUCUUUUUUUCUUUCUUUUUUGGAUGCAAGUGUGCAGAGGAAUUUUCAAAAUGCCAAUUUAUUUGAUGUACCACUGUUGGUUGUAUAAGAGUUAUAGAAUUAUUCUAAAGUACAAAGUUUUAGAAUUCUCCGGUCUACUAUCAAAGCACCAAAAUUGUAUAUUAUACACUUACAAAUGUGUAAUACAUUGUGGCUCAGUACUCCCUUUGUGUCUGCAGGUUCUGUUUUCUUGAGAUUUUAGGGAAAGAAAUAUAAUGUAACUAUACAAAGUAAACCUUCUAAUUUCGAACCUCCAAUAUAGAAUAAUGUUUUGUUUGUCUUUCAGUGAAUUGAUGAGAUAUUUUUUUCUUCCUGUGUGUCGGCCUGGUUGGCAGAUUCAGAUUAAAUGGAAAAAAGUGUAUUCAUAUUGUAGUUAGAAAAAAAAUCCCCAAUUUCAUCAGAAUCUCAUUAUAAACUGGAGAAACGGAUCAUAUGGUCUGAAACAUUAACCAUAUACAGUUCAUAUUAUCAUGUUAGGCAGAUGUUAAAAACACAUUUUAGAAUUUCCUGUAAAUCUACAUUUAUUGUGUCAUCUGGGAUCUUUUCUGUUUUGCAUUGAACUGCUGAAAAUGUGCAUACAUCUGUAUGUUUACACAUAUUUAAAUAUUUGUGUAUUAAAAUUUGUGUAUUUA